AUCGCGGCCAGUCGCCAGCAGUUCGAUGAAAUUCCUACAGUGGUUGGGAUCUUUAGUGCAUUUGGCCUUGUCUUCUCUGUCUCCCUCUUUGCUUGGAUCUGCUGCCAGCGUAAAUCUUCCAAAUCCAAUAAGACCCCUCCAUAUAAGUUUGUCCAUGUUCUGAAGGGGGUUGAUAUUUACCCUGAAAAUCUCAACAGUAAAAAGAAGUUUGGAGCAGAUGAUAAAAGUGAAACAAAGACCAAAUCAGUGAUGCCAAAGAAUUCUCUCCAUCUUGACCUGGAGAAGAGAGAUCUUAAUGGCAACUUCCCCAAAACAGCCCCGAAAACCCAGAGCUCUCCAGAUACUGGAAACUUGUCUCCAAAACACUUUACAGAAAGAAAUAAAGAUUCUGUGUCCCCUGAAAGUUUAAAAUCCACCACAUCCCUGUCAUCUGAAGAAAAACAAGACAAACUAGGAACCCUCUUUUUCUCCUUAGAGUACAACUUUGAGAAAAAAGCAUUUGUAGUGAAUAUCAAAGAAGCACGUGGGCUGCCAGCAAUGGAUGAACAGUCAAUGACUUCUGAUCCCUACAUCAAAAUGACAAUCCUGCCUGAGAAGAAGCACAAGGUGAAAACCAGAGUGCUGAGAAAAACCUUAGAUCCAGCUUUUGAUGAGACUUUCACAUUUUAUGGGAUCCCCUAUAGUCAAAUCCAAGACUUAACACUUCACUUCGUGAUCUUGAGCUUUGACAGAUUUUCCAGAGAUGAUGUCAUUGGAGAAGUUCUCAUUCCCAUCAUCAAAAGAAAUGUUAGGAAAUCAUCUGGGCGUGGAGAAUUACUGAUCUCUCUCUGUUAUCAGUCUACAACAAACACACUAACUGUGGUUGUUUUAAAAGCCAGACAUCUACCUAAAUCUGAUGUGUCAGGAUUAUCAGAUCCUUAUGUCAAAGUGAACCUGUACCAUGCUAAGAAGAGAAUUUCAAAAAAGAAAACCCAUGUGAAGAAAUGCACCCCGAAUGCUGUGUUCAAUGAAUUGUUUGUCUUUGACAUUCCUUGUGAGGGCCUUGAUGAUAUCAGCAUUGAAUUUUUGGUUUUAGAUUCAGAUAGGGGGUCAAGGAAUGAGGUCAUUGGCCGGUUAACCCUGGGAUCUUCAGCAGAAGGAACAGCUGGAGAGCACUGGAAGGAGAUUUGUGAAUAUCCUAGGAGACAAAUUGCCAAAUGGCACAUGUUGUGUGAUGGUUAGCAGCUGAGAGAGGGGUUGGAACUUAAAAAUCUAUAUACAUUUCCAUUAGCAAGGAGCAAUUUCCUUUCUUUGCUGUGUAUAAUUACAGGCUUGUAACUACAAGACUUUUCUUGGGGAUUGUGUAAAGACUGGAUUGAAUUAUCAGAAUAGAAGGUUGCUGAAUUUUCACAUUAAAUAAAGAAAUUUCUUUUUCAUUAGACUAUAACAUAAUUUGACCGGAGAUUUUUAUUCUUCUGGAGUUUACAUAGCCCUAAACUUC
Tinamus guttatus (white-throated tinamou) is the source of this 1480-nucleotide messenger RNA. RefSeq names its product synaptotagmin-4. Gene Ontology annotation, molecular function: calcium ion binding; SNARE binding; calcium-dependent phospholipid binding. Gene Ontology annotation, biological process: vesicle fusion; calcium ion-regulated exocytosis of neurotransmitter. Lineage: Eukaryota; Metazoa; Chordata; Aves; Tinamiformes; Tinamidae. The record is from RefSeq and is a predicted model, not a curated record. Gene Ontology annotation, cellular component: plasma membrane; axon; synapse.